Messenger RNA from Rotaria sp. Silwood1, 573 nucleotides. The record is from the annotation of a GenBank genome assembly. NCBI's taxonomy places the organism in Eukaryota, Metazoa, Rotifera, Eurotatoria, Philodinida, Philodinidae.
AUGGUACCACGAGUAGUCGAUGGCUGUUCAUGUAUCAAUGUCACUGGUUGUCCACGACCAGCAACUAUCAACAACACACAAGGUGACACAUUGAUUGUUCCUGGUAUGAUUAUCGAUUGUUUGUUGGUUGAUGGUACUCUUGCAUCAACACUCGAAUGUUAUUACAAUCAAUCAUGUUUAUCUCUUUUACAUGGAUCAUUGUCAAUAAAUGUCGCUCCUCUAUCAAACACUGCGAAUGUGCAAUUUUCAUCGAAUUCGACUGUUCAAUCACUUGUUGAACAGCUAAUGAUCAAUGAUCUGAAAAUUGACAUUGCUUUUGAUUUAUUCUACAAUUACUGUCGACCAUUGGUAUGUUACUAUUAUUAUUCGAACCGUUUUAAUGUGAUAUUCAUUUUGACAACAAUAGCUGGAGUGUUUGCAAUAUUAUCAUCAGUAUUACGAUUUUGUGCUGUUGUAUUUGCAAAAGCUAUUUUACGUUACAAAGAGAAGAUGAAUGCGAAGAAAAGAGCAAUUGAUCGAGUCGAACGUGAUCAAGAGCAGCAAAGUAUGCUUCCUAUUCCAUAUUCUAUUUGA